Molecule: messenger RNA, 2855 nt
Organism: Juglans regia (Persian walnut)
Lineage: Eukaryota; Viridiplantae; Streptophyta; Magnoliopsida; Fagales; Juglandaceae
Product: ABC transporter B family member 25, mitochondrial-like
Exons: 20
Coding region: 411-2690 (759 amino acids)
Biological process (GO): transmembrane transport; intracellular iron ion homeostasis
Cellular component (GO): mitochondrial inner membrane
Molecular function (GO): ABC-type transporter activity; ATP binding; ATP hydrolysis activity
Source: RefSeq, a predicted model, not a curated record
GAUGAUUGCGCAGAGAUUUGGUUGGCCUGCCUCCCCGCCGGCCAUCGCAACGUCAUACAACUCCAUUGCUACUUUUUUUUUUUGAACACCAUUGCUACUUCUGCUUCCGACUCCCAUCUUCACGGAUUUUUUAAUAUCUUUUUUCAUCGUGUUUUAUAGCCAUUGUUCGAUUUAUAUACCGAGCUCUAUAUUCUUCUAGCCUGAGGAGGCUACUCUACAGCACAGCGUGCGAAUCGCUGUACGAAUAGAUACUUCAACUUCUCAGGUUUCUCCCUCUCUCCCACUCUCUCCUGUCUCUGCUUUGAUUCGAUUCGUCCUGGGUGUUCGAUUCCAUUUCUUGGUAUUCAGAAUCGGGGCGUUGAAUAAAGAUCGUAAAAAACAAGAGCAGCGGUGUUGUACAGAGAAAGAGAAUGUUUGCUUCCGCUACAACGGCGAGGGGCCGCCUUAGUGCUCCUGGGCUUGUCCUCGAGUGCAAGAUUCCGUCUCCGAGUGUUGGCGCUGGCGAUGCCACUCUCCUACGUUCUUACCAUCCUCGUCCUAUUAUGCUUUCUCUUCGCAAUUCAACAAACAUUAAUCCGACUGUCUCUAUCAAUGGUGGUGGUGGUGAUCGAUGUCUUCCCAACAGCAACGGAAACCGGGAUGUCAGAAGAACUCGUCUCAAGGCCUUCCUUUUCGAUUCACCCUCUUCUUCCCCCGGCAGAGCUGCUAGACCUUACCCUCUACAUCGUAGUUCCAUGCUGAAUGGGCGCCUUUUGUUCUCAACCUCAAUUUCCAACUCUGAUACCAAUCAAAAUGAUGCAACUGUAGCCCCAAAGCUUGAAAAAACUAAGGUACCUCCCCAGAACGAAGUCACCGAUACGAAAAUCCUCCGGACUCUUGCUAGUUUCUUAUGGAUGAGAGAGAACCCCGAAUUCCGUCUCAGGGUCCUCGCUGCCUUGGCUUUUCUCGUUGGCGCCAAGAUUUUGAACGUUCAGGUGCCCUUCCUCUUCAAGCUUGCUGUCGAUUGGCUUACAACCGCAACCGGCAAUGCUACUGCUCUCGCUUCCUUUACUACCGCCAAUUCAAAGGCUUUAGCCCUUUUUGCCACCCCAGCUGCUGUUUUGAUUGGAUAUGGGAUUGCGCGCUCGGGUGCUUCUGCUUUCAACGAGUUGCGGACUGCUGUGUUUUCUAAGGUGGCUUUGCGAACAAUUCGAUCUGUAUCUAGGAAGGUGUUUUCACAUUUGCUUGACCUCGACCUUCAAUAUCAUCUUAGUCGAGAAACAGGUGCAUUAAAUAGAAUAAUUGAUCGUGGGAGCCGCGCAAUAAAUUUCAUUAUCUCAUCUAUGCUGUUCAAUAUUGUACCCACCAUCUUAGAGAUAUCUAUGGUAUCAGGUAUACUGGCGUACAAGUUUGGAGCACCUUUUGCGUGGAUUACUUCUCUAUCAGUUGCUGCAUAUGUCAUUUUCACGUUUACCGUGACACAGUGGAGGACUAAGUUUAGAAAGGCCAUGAAUAAAGCUGACAAUGAUGCAAGCACAAGAGCAAUUGAUUCACUUAUUAAUUAUGAGACCGUGAAAUAUUUUAACAAUGAAGCAUUUGAUGUUGAUAAAUAUGAUGAGUACUUAAAGAGGUAUGAAGAUGCUGCUUUAAAAACACAACGUAGCCUUGCAUUUUUGAACUUCGGCCAAAACUUUAUAUUUAGCAUGGCUCUGUCAACAGCCAUGGUAUUAUGUUCGCAUGGAAUUAUGAAUGGCGAGAUAACAGUUGGUGAUUUGGUCAUGGUGAAUGGGCUUCUCUUCCAAUUAUCGCUUCCACUGAAUUUCCUGGGUGGUGUUUAUCGAGAGACCAUACAGAGUCUCAUUGACAUGAAGUCCAUGUUUCAGUUACUGGAGGAGAGGCCUGACAUUAGAGAUAAAGAUGAUGCAAAGCCUCUUAAGUUGGAUGGAGGAGGGAGCAUUCAGUUUGACAAUGCACACUUUAGCUACUUGACGGAAAGAAAGAUUCUUGAUGGGGUAUCUUUUGUUGUACCAGCUGGGAAAAGUGUGGCUAUUGUUGGAACUAGUGGCAGUGGCAAGACAACGAUUCUUAGAUUGCUCUUCAGGCUUUUUGACACCCAUUCUGGAAGUAUAAGGAUAGAUGGUCAAGAUAUUCGUGAGGUAACUCUUGAGAGUCUACGGAAAUCUAUAGGUGUUGUGCCACAAGAUACGGUACUUUUCAAUGACACAAUAUUUCAUAACAUUCAUUAUGGUCGUCUUUCAGCAACCAAAGAAGAAGUGUAUGAUGCUGCUCAACGUGCAGCAAUUCAUGAGGCUAUCAUGAGCUUCCCUGAUAAAUAUUCUACUGUUGUGGGGGAACGAGGGCUGAAGUUAAGUGGCGGUGAGAAGCAGCGUGUGGCACUAGCUCGUGCAUUUUUGAAAGCCCCUGCAAUUCUGUUGUGUGAUGAAGCUACAAGUGCUCUGGACAGCACAACAGAAGCAGAGAUUUUAAGCGCAUUGAAGUCUCUAGCAAAUAAUCGAACUUCAGUCUUCAUUGCUCAUAGGCUUACCACUGCAAUGCAGUGUGAAGAGAUCGUAGUUCUGGAGAAUGGGAAGGUUAUUGAACAAGGAUCCCAUGAAGUUCUCUUGUCAAAGGCGGGAAGAUAUGCACAGCUGUGGGGACAGCAAAAUAACACUGUGGAUGCACUUAAUUCAACCAUCAAAUUGGAGGCAUGAAUGUCCUCCCUUCUUCACCUUUAGUUUUCUCAGAGAAAAAUUAUAGGAAACGUUGUAAUAGGAAAUGGAACUUAUAUAAUCUCUCUUUUUUGUUUAUUUGACUUCAUUCUGCAUAAACAAUGUUCAGAAUCGAUAUAUAUUGAAGAAAAUUCCUACUUGAGUCUU